AUGGAUCCGCAGUGGCAGAACUAUGGAGACCCUUCCAUGGGCCACAACAACCCCGGGUCGUACCCCCCUCAACUGACCCCCAAGUAUGGCGGACAACCACCACAAGCCCAGCCGCCUGCCGGAUACACAUACGAGACAUACCAGCCGCCGACCGCAGCCACAAAGGCGUCAUCUCUCGCUCCCAACUCGAAAUCUGUCUCCAUGGCGUCGUCGUCUCCAGCUGCGACGCCACAUAGCCGAGAUUAUGUCACCACCGACGCCGACACCCCCAUGGAAGAUGCGGACCCCUAUAAUCGGUCCAAGUACCCUACGAGAUUGCCUCACCAUAAUCGACCGUCGUCGCAGUAUAUGCCGAAUGAGGAGUCCUCCGCAGCGCGUCGAUAUUCUCCCAUGAACAUCCUGUCGCCCACGCAGCCCUAUAAUGCCAGUCCAACCAAGUCGCAGAAUUCUUACGCAGCCCCUCCCCCGGGGUCCAGUGGUGCUCGACAGUCGUCUCCGACACGAACAAGCGCAUACUCGUCGCCUCAAACAUAUCAAUCCCCACCAUCUUCACGACCCUCACGGCUUCCUCCUAUCCAGUCCGCGGAUCUAAGUCCAGAGCAAUAUUUUCCGUCAUCGGCUAGCUCCCAAGCCAAUGCCGCAUUUGGACCAGACGCAAAAUCGCCGCGAUCAGGCCAGCAUAACAGUCAGAACCAGCCUUCGAAUCGGGGACCAAUACCGAAGUUUAUGAAGAUAAAGUCCACACAGGAACUGCGACCUAGGCUGAAUGCACAGCCUCCCUAUCGACGGGCAAACCCAGAAGGGGGCUUUAUCAGCCCAUUGCAAGCCUUGACUACUCACCUUCCGGCCACCUACCGGAUAUGCAAUCCCUCGUUCAAAUAUGAAUCCUCCCGCAACCCGAGGCGUGUCUUGACCAAACCGAGCAAAGGGGUCAAGAACGACGGCUACGAUAACGAAGAGAGUGACUACAUCCUAUAUGUGAAUGAUAUCCUCGGUAGCGAUGAAGGGGGCCACAAGAACAGAUACCUUAUCCUGGAUGUUCUGGGACAAGGAACCUUUGGCCAAGUGGUGAAAUGCCAGAAUAUGAAGACCCAGGAGGUCGUGGCAGUCAAAGUGGUCAAAAACAAGACGGCUUACUUCAAUCAAAGCAUGAUGGAGGUUUCUGUACUGGAUCUGCUCAACUCGAAGUAUGACAAGAACGACGACCAUCAUCUUCUUCGAUUAAAGGACACUUUCAUUCAUCGACAACAUCUUUGUCUAGUAUUCGAACUUCUUAGUGUCAACCUCUACGAGCUCAUCAAGCAGAACCAAUUCCGCGGAUUGAGCACGACCCUCGUUCGGGUCUUCGCGCAGCAGCUUUUGAAUGGGUUGAGUCUUUUGAACAAGGCUCGCCUGAUACAUUGCGACCUGAAGCCUGAAAAUAUAUUGCUCAAGAACCUCGAGAGCCCUAUUAUCAAAAUCAUCGACUUCGGGUCCGCAUGCGACGAACGCCAGACCGUAUAUACUUACAUCCAGUCUCGCUUCUACCGCUCUCCAGAGGUUCUGCUUGGGUUACCUUAUUCCUCCGCCAUUGAUAUGUGGUCACUAGGUUGUAUUGUCGUCGAACUCUUUCUCGGCCUGCCUCUCUUCCCUGGCUCCUCUGAAUAUAACCAGAUUGCUCGCAUCACAGAAAUGUUGGGUAUGCCGCCAGCGUGGAUGUUGGAAAUGGGGAAACAAGCGGGUGAAUUUUUCGAGAAAACUCAGGACGAGUUCGGGAGGAAGACCUGGCGGCUGAAGAGUAUGGAGCAGUAUUCUCGUGAGCAUAACACCAAAGAGCAACCGAGCAAGAAAUACUUCCAAGCGAACACAUUGGAAGAGAUCAUCAAAGGUUAUGCAAUGCCAAGGAAAAACAUGAAACAAUCAGAGAUUGAGAGAGAGCUGAACAAUCGCGUCGCAUUCAUUGACUUCGUGCGCGGCCUCCUCCAGAUCAAUCCUCUUGAACGGUGGUCACCACAGCAGGCCAAACUACAUCCGUUCAUAACGCAACAAAAGUUCACCGGGCCGUUUGUGCCGCCUAUGAAUUUGAAAUACGCUAAUCUCAACAAGACCCCUGCGCCUGGAUUACAACAACAGCAACAAGCCGAAGCAGCGUGCAAGCAGAGGGCUGCACAGGCGCAACAAGCAGCACAAGCGGCACAAGCGGCACAGGCGGCACAAGCAGCGCAGGCGCAGUCCGCUGCUCAAUCGGCGUACGCGAUGCAAGUGAGCCAGUACCACCCUCCCUCACACAAUCAACCUCCGCCGGUGUACAAUGGGAUGUAUCCCGGUCAUCAGCAGGGCGCGCCUCCUCCUUAUCCUUCUCAGCCACCAGGGUAUGGCCACCAGAUGGGCAUGUUGCAGGGUCCUAUCCACCAGCCCCAGUAUGGUCCUUCACAAAGCCUUUACGCGCAGGCGACAACAAGGGCCGGUCGUCAACGAGCGUCAACGUUAGACCAGCAACAAGGUGGGAUCCCACCAAGUAUCCAGCGCGUUGCCAGCCAUCUCGACCCCAACCAACCCAUCCGAUUGCAGCCUAGCCCUGCAUAUUAUCCGCCUCCACCAGACAGUUAUGGUGAGCCUGCUUCAAAUUCAAGACGCCGUGGGAGCCGAGCAGGUGCAGGCCAUCGGAACAGGGACUUUAUUCGAACCCUCGAAGAUGGAGCUCUCGGUGAUGGUUUUAUGGGUCAGUGGCAUUAA
This is a messenger RNA of Rasamsonia emersonii CBS 393.64, 2715 nucleotides long. RefSeq names its product Dual-specificity kinase. The record is from RefSeq and is a predicted model, not a curated record. Gene Ontology annotation, biological process: peptidyl-threonine phosphorylation; peptidyl-serine phosphorylation. Lineage: Eukaryota; Fungi; Ascomycota; Eurotiomycetes; Eurotiales; Trichocomaceae. The transcript has 8 exons. Gene Ontology annotation, molecular function: ATP binding; protein tyrosine kinase activity; protein serine/threonine kinase activity. Gene Ontology annotation, cellular component: cytoplasm; nucleus. The coding region runs from base 1 to 2715 and encodes 904 amino acids.